This is a messenger RNA of Penicillium crustosum, 3303 nucleotides long. RefSeq lists its product as uncharacterized. Gene Ontology annotation, molecular function: ATP binding; RNA helicase activity; RNA binding. The coding region runs from base 1 to 3303 and encodes 1100 amino acids. The transcript has 5 exons. NCBI's taxonomy places the organism in Eukaryota, Fungi, Ascomycota, Eurotiomycetes, Eurotiales, Aspergillaceae. The record is from RefSeq and is a predicted model, not a curated record.
AUGACAGAACCAGACGGGAUGAUGGGCGCAGUCACCGCAGAUCCCGCAGCCCAGAGAGACGUUACCGCGGGCGUGACCGCCCUCGCGAGAGAGAUGCGUAUCGGCGACGAGACCUCCCCCGUAGACCGGCGCGACGAAGAUACUUAUCGGCCAGCUCGAAGAGACCGAUCUCGAGAGCGCCGCCGAGAUGAUGACCAUGAUAUCCGCCGCAGAAGUCGUGAUAGGGAUUACCGUUCCAGGCGAGAUGACUCCCGCGAUCGGGAUCGGAGGCGGAUAGAUGAUUCUGCUGACUUGAAGCCCAAGUCCAGACGGGAUGACAGCCGUGAUCGUGCUCCGAGCCGACGGUCCAGGUCCAGAACCCGAGAGCCAUCCAAGCCAUCCACACCGGCCCCAACUGCGCAGACAGACGAGGCGAAAAAAGCAGAGAGACUUGCCAAGCUUGAAGCAUGGAAACAGAAACAGGCCGCCGAGCGCGAAAAGAAGCAAAAAGAACAGGCAUCGGUUGAUCCAAAGAAGAUUCUCGAAGCGAUUGACCGUAAAUCGGUUGUGUCUCCAGGUCCUGCUACAUUUCCCGGAAAGUCGAAGUUUGAUCCAAAGGCUAUCGUCAAAUCAUCCACCUCGACCACGGCCGCUCCCGCUGUGCUUGCCAAAGGUAAUGUCAGCGGAUUCGGCUUGGGUGUGAAACAAGUUUCUGAAACGGAGAAGCACUCUGCUUCUAAAACUCUGGGCUUUGGGGAUGGUGAUGAAGAAUCAACACGAAAGAAACUUGAGAAAUUGCCGUCCAUGCCUCUCGAUGUGGAUGCACAGGUAGACGAUGCUGUGGAAGAUGAUGAUGUAGAUAUGCAAGUUGAAGGAACGGAAGAACACGCGGCAGCCGAAGCGCGUGCUGCAGCGGAACGCCGAGAUACACGACUCCAGGAUCAAAAUGAGGAUGUCCAUAUGGAGGAGGUCACGAAUGCCCAGGCCGAUUCUACCAUGGACGUUGAUGACGACGAAGAAAUCGAUCCCCUGGAUGCGUUCAUGGCUGGACUCCAAGACUCGGCGCCGCCUGAACGGAAAAUCGGCGCCACUUUUGCGAAGAAGACCGCACAGCAACAACCCGAGGCGAUGUUUGGUGACGAGGAGGAUGUGGCUGUGACUGCAGUCGGUGAUGAGAAAGCCGAAGAUGUCCUCGCUAUGGCAGCAAUUAAAAAGAAGAAACGGGAGAUGCCUGAGAUUGACCACACGAAGAUUGAGUAUGAGCCGUUCCGCAAGGAAUUUUACACCGAACCGUCCAACCUUGCUGAGAUGACCGAGGAGGAGGUAGCAAAUUUGCGACUUGAACUGGAUGGCAUCAAGGUCCGCGGUCGGGAUGUCCCUAAACCUGUUCAAAAGUGGUCACAGUGCGGUCUGGGCGUUCAGACGUUAGAUGUUGUUCACAAACUUGGGUGGGAAAACCUCACAUCCAUUCAAGCUCAAGCCAUUCCCACGAUCAUGUCCGGUCGCGAUGUCAUUGGUGUGGCAAAAACUGGCUCAGGAAAGACCGGUGCUUUCCUCGUUCCGAUGUUCCGACAUAUUAAAGACCAACGGCCCUUGUCUAGUACAGAUGGCCCGAUUAGUAUGAUCUUGUCACCCACCCGUGAACUGGCCACCCAAAUCCAUAAGGACUGUAAGCCUUUCUUGAAGGCCUUGGGUCUUCGUGCCGUCUGCGCGUAUGGUGGAGCCCCGAUCAAAGACCAAAUUGCGGAACUGAAACGAGGCGCCGAAAUUAUUGUAUGCACUGCUGGCCGUCUCAUCGAUCUCCUGGCCGCAAACCAAGGACGGGUCCUCAAUCUACGCCGUAUCACGUAUGUCGUUCUUGACGAGGGUGACCGCAUGUUCGAUAUGGGCUUCGGACCACAAGUUGUGAAGAUCAUGGCUAGCAUCCGGCCGGACAGACAGACUGUCCUUUUCUCGGCCACUUUCCCCAAGAAUAUGGAAUCAUUGGCCCGCAAAACUUUGAACGAGCCAGUGGAGAUCACUGUGGGUGGCAGGAGUGUUGUGGCUCCGGAAAUCACGCAAAUUGUUGAGGUCCGUAAUAACGACCAGAAAUUCUUCCGCCUGUUGGAGCUUCUGGGAAAUCUGUAUGAGGACGACGCAAAUGAAGACGAUCGCACCUUGAUUUUUGUGGAUCGUCAAGAGGCUGCAGAUGACUUGCUCAAGCAAUUGAUGUAUAAGGGUUAUCCAUGCAUGUCGAUUCACGGCGGAAAGGAUCAGAUCGAUCGCGACAGCACCAUUCAAGAAUUCAAGGCAGGCAUUUUCCCCAUCCUGGUCGCGACGUCAGUUGCUGCUCGUGGGUUAGAUGUCAAGCAGCUCAAGCUCGUCGUCAACUAUGAUGCACCUAAUCACCUGGAGGAUUAUGUCCAUCGUGCCGGCCGGACUGGGCGAGCCGGCAACACCGGAACUGCCGUCACGUUCAUCACCGAGGAACAGGAUCGGUAUGCCGUGGAUAUCGCCAAGGCUCUCCGACAAAGUGGACAGGAAGUUCCCGAGCCUGUCCAGAAGUUAGUGGAUGGAUUCAACGAGAAAGUCAAGUCUGGCAAGGAGAAGUACACACCGCGCCAUGGAUUUGGUGGUAAAGGUCUGGACCGUCUUAAUAUGGAACGUGAAACCGCGCGACUUCGUGAGCGAAAAGCAUACAAAACAGGGGAUGACAUGGACGAUGAAGAAGAGAAACUUGAGACCGAGCAGGAAUCAGACGAUCGAUUCAAUAAAGCUCUUUCGGCCGUCCGAUCUGCCGCUGAACCGGCCGUGCCAUCAGCUGCACCUUCAGUCUCUAUGCCCGGCGUGCCGAAAGGGAUUGAUCUUGAUGGUAAGAUCGUGGUGCAUCGCACGGAGAGAGCGCCGGCGAAUGCUUCAAAGAACCCAUUGGACAAGGUGGGCUCCGCCGUUGCGGAUAUUCAUGCACGUUUGAGCCGUGCAGGUGUGAUGCGAUCUGGCGUGCCAAUAGAUAAUCGUGGCCCUGAUGCGGGUGCCUUCCAUGCAACGCUCGAAAUCAACGAUUUCCCUCAAAAAGCACGUUGGGCGGUUACAAACCGCACGAACGUUGCAAAGAUCCUGGAGGCAUCUGGUACCUCUAUCACCACGAAGGGCAAUUUCUACGCCGCCGGGAAAGAACCAGCGCCUGGGGAGCUCCCCAAGCUCUACAUCCUGGUUGAGGGCGAGACGGAGAUUUCAGUCACCACCGCCAUACACGAGCUCCGACGCCUGCUCAAGGAUGCGACACUGGCCGCCUCAGAAGGUGAGGCGCGUGCUCCGGUGGGUGGCCGCUACAAUGUUCUCUAG